This is a messenger RNA of Amyelois transitella, 4304 nucleotides long. RefSeq names its product glycerol kinase (gene Gk2). The coding region runs from base 161 to 1849 and encodes 562 amino acids. The record is from RefSeq and is a predicted model, not a curated record. Gene Ontology annotation, cellular component: mitochondrion. Gene Ontology annotation, biological process: glycerol-3-phosphate biosynthetic process; triglyceride metabolic process; glycerol metabolic process. Gene Ontology annotation, molecular function: glycerol kinase activity. The transcript is spliced from 14 exons. Lineage: Eukaryota; Metazoa; Arthropoda; Insecta; Lepidoptera; Pyralidae.
AAGCCGAUAACCGACCAGUGUGCGAACUGGUUUACGCGGGAAAACGCGUCUCGCGCAUUCCCUAGUCGAAUUUGUUUUGAAUACGCUUUUUUUUUCUUUUUCCGUUUAAACCCGAGGUUUUAUUUGGAGUGGCGUGCCAGUUUUUAAUUGGGAUACAGAAAUGGACGACGACGGCGACAUGCCUGUAAGAGACGGGACCAAGAAACCCCUCAUAGGGGUCAUAGAUGAUGGCACAAAGACUGUCAGGUUUGUGAUAUACGAAGCGGAAAACUCGGCAGAGCUCGCCUCCCACAAUCUGGACAAGACGGAGGUGACGCCGCAGGAGGGCUGGUGCGAACAGGACCCCAAUGAGAUCAUACACAACAUCAGGAUCUGUGCGGAAACGGCCAUUGCGAAAUUACCAGAAUUAGGUUAUUCAAGAGAAGACAUAGUAACUUUAGGCAUUACAAAUCAAAGAGAGACGACUAUAGCUUGGGACAGGCUGACAGGGGAACCCUUACACCCUGCGAUAGCAUGGAACGACAUCAGAACGGACAGUACCGUAGACGCGAUCCUGGCCAAAGUGCCGGACCGCAACAAGAACUACUUGAAGAAUGUCAGUGGUCUCCCCAUCAGCCCGUACUUUAGCGCUUUGAAGAUGCGCUGGCUGAAGGAUAACGUGAAGGCAGUGAGGAAAGCGUCUAGAGAGAAGAGACUGCUGUUUGGGACGGUGGAUUCUUGGAUCAUUUGGACGCUAACAGGCGGGCCGUUAGGUGGACUCCACAUAACAGACGUGACGAACGCAUCAAGAACCCUACUAAUGAAUUUGGAGACUUUGAAUUGGGACCCUAUGUUGUUGAGAUUAUUCGGCAUCCAUCGAGACACAUUGCCGACGAUAAAAAGCAGUUCUGAAGAAUACGGCGCCGUCAAAGACGGGUCGGUCUUGGACGGGAUCACCAUAUCUGGGAUUUUAGGCAACCAGCAAGCCGCGUUAGUCGGUCAAAACUGCAUGCAAGCUGGUCAAGCGAAGAACACUUACCGGAGCGGAUGUUUUCUAUUGUACAACACUGGCACUCGCCGCGUACAUUCCACUCACGGGCUGAUCACGACCUUAGCCUACAAGCUGGGGCCGAACGAACCACCGGUCUAUGCUUUAGAAGGCUCAAUCGCGGUCGCCGGUGGCGCCAUGAAGUUCCUGCGGGACAACUUGAAACUAAUAAAGGACGUAGCACACGACACCGAGCACAUCGCCGGCCAAGUGUUCUCUACCGGGGACGUUUAUUUUGUACCGGCUUUUAGUGGAUUGUACGCGCCUUAUUGGAGGAAGGACGCCAGAGGAAUCAUCUGCGGGCUGACAGCAUUCACGACAAAGAAUCACAUCAUAAGGGCAGCUUUGGAAGCUGUAUGCUUCCAGACCAGGGACAUCUUAGAGGCGAUGAACAAAGACUGCGGCAUGCCCCUGCACAAGCUUCACGUGGACGGCAUGAUGACGGCCAACAGCCUCCUCAUGCAAUUGCAAGCCGAUCUGAUAGGGAUACCUGUCCUGAAAGCGGACAGCCAGUGGGACAUGUCCGCGCUGGGCGUGGGCGCGGUGGCGGGGCGCGCGUGCGGCGCGUGGGGCGCCGACUGGUGGCGCUCGCAGCGCUCGCGCACGCACACCUUCCUGCCCACCACCACGCACGACGAUCGCGACGCGCGGUACACGAAAUGGAAAAUGGCGGUGCAGCGGUCACUCGGAUGGGCGACAACCAAAAAGACAAUCACAAUGACAGACGAAAAAUACAGACUGCUUUCGUCGAUGCCAGCGUCGUUGUUCCUUAUUGGUAGCUUUACUAUGCUAGUCGUGUCUAGUAUACUCCAGGAUAGAUGAUAAGUGAAUUUAUAAUCUACCAAUUUGUUGUUUUUCUAGGAAUAUGACAUUUCAACCUGGUUCUCUUGACAAUUUUAGGUAGGUAUGUUUAAAAUGUUAAGUAGGUUCCUAUUUCAUAUUUAGAAUUUUCUCAAAAGACAACUAUUUAAUAAAUAAAAUUGUCAAAUGUGUAAUGUAAUGUGCUCUCAGUGUCACUAAAAUGCCACAACCAUAGAGAAAGUUCCAAAUUCAAAUCAAAAUAAUGGGUAUAAAUUUAGUAGCCAUCAUAGUUUUACAACAGUCUAUUUAAAAAAAAAGUGUCUCGCCAAAAAUUUACGAGAUGAUCGAUAGAAAAUUAAGAUUUUCGAUUGCAAAGAUUCAAAGUAGACCUUUAGUACCGCAUUGCUGAGUAAUGAGUACAUUCAACAGGAUGUGCCAUAUAGAGUAGUACAGAAUUGGAAGCUUUAAGACUUCUAGUCUUUACGAAUAAAUGUAACAAUAAGUUUAACACGCAUUCCUUGUAAUAUUUCCCAAUUAUUUCACUAAAGUUUAAUAUUUUUUUUAUAAAAUGUGUUCAUAUAAUGAAACUUCUUUGAAGAUUUGUUAGAUCAAUUGUAUCUUAUUAAGUAGAUAUUAUUAUAUCGAUGCGGCGACAUCUAAAGUUAAUUGAAAGUGUCAUUUUACAUAAAUUCGUAAUUUUGGGCAAAUUAUGUUUAAAUGACAGAUAUUGUCUCUAUACUAGAACUUUUUUAUUUUUUUGGAAGUUUAAUUUUUGUCAUCAUUUUGUCUGAUUCUAUUUUUACACACGCAUUUAUUAUCUAUGUUCAAUAAUAUUUUUUGUAAGAUUCAGUGCCAUUUUUUUGUGAUUAAUUCAUCCCCAUGAACAUUUUUAAUUAAACAUAACUGUUACCUUAACAUGAAAUCAUGUUUACUCAUUAUCAUUAUGAUGUUCUUUUGUAAAUAACCGAUUUAUUAAUAACUUACAUUGUUGUAAAGGCGUGUUUGGUUAUUAAAAUAUAAUCCAGAGCGAUAGUGAGAUUAAUUUUCAAAUAAUUCGGAUAUUAACCAUUACUGAAACUGCAUUUAACUAAACUUACUACCUUUAAGGAAAAGGCAUGUAACGUUUACGUUCAUUGAUGCCGGCUGGGAUAUACAAGUCCUUAAUAGUAGUGCAUUUAAAAUGAUAUCGCCUUCGGGGAGGUCGUGUAAAGCAUUUAACUAAACUGCCCAAUAAAUCUUGCAAGCAAGAAGUGUAUUGCAUUUAAUUAAACUGCUCAUUAUUUCCUUGCUAUAGAUAUUAUAUUUAAAGUUUGUAUUUCAACAUGUCUAAUUUCAUUUGUUCUUCUGCAUUUCAACAAAAUUGUAGUCUGUUUUGUUUGCAUUUGAGAUAAAGUUUCUCACAUUUUGCACUGGAUGACUUAUAUAUAUGGGAUAUAAAAAAACAGGAUUACCUACUCUGAUUGUCUUCAAUUUAUUCGUAAGAGAACAAUUUUACUGACAGUUUGGCCAGAUGAAUGACAUUUACAAAUAUUCGAAUGUAACGCAAUAAAAAGAAAUCAAUAUUAAAAAGAUAUGUACAUAGGUAAACGAAAUUUGUAUUAUAUGUAAAAUGUUUAAACUUCAGUAAAUUCAUCAGAAUGUACUUACAUUGUCCACGGGACAUGGAAAAUAUAUAAAAACAAAUAAUACCUACUUGUUACUGAUAAUAAUUCGACCACAACUAUACUAAAGAAAGUAGGUAUAUAUAGGUAACUUAUCUAUUUAUCAUCGAUUUCGGAUUUUUCAACUGGCCACCCUGAAUUAGUUUACUUACAUGUACAUAGAUAUUUUUAGCAAUACGAAAUAAUUGCAGCUACGGUAUGAAACAAUCAUAAACGUCUGUACUCAAGGAGAUAUGACUAUAUUUUAAUUUUCUAAAUGAUUUGGUCACUAAUUCAUAAAAGUGAACUAGCAUUUAAAAACAUCUUUUUAAUUUAACUUGUCUGAAUUAGUUCCUGAAUCAUUUAAAACCUCUAAAGCCAAAUGGGAAAAUUAGCGAUAAUCGGUUACUUAUCACAGUCAUUUUCUCCUUUUGUUUACAAAUAGGCAUAUAAAUAAUAACUUUCAAGAGAUGUAGCAUAAUAACAUAAAAUCCUCACAUACAGUAUGUGAAAUAUUAAAUUAUUUAAAUAAAGUUCAUCAAUAUUAUUUCUUUACACAAAAACUGCUCAAUAUACUUUGGAUUUGAAAAAUCUUUAUCUUUUCUAAGCUCCACGGGUUCUGUUGAAAAAUGUUUUGAAUUUAAUAAGAUAUAUGUUGCCUCAUUAGAUAUUAAUUAAUGUUGUGUUCAUAUCACCCACAUUGCCAAAUAUCAUCGAUAUUGUUGUUAUGUAAUUUAAUUGCAUUUUCUAUUAAUUGUUUAUUGUAAAUAAAAUUGAAUUUGUUAUUAUUAUGUUUGAAUGUUAUUGUUUAUGGAAUUACAUGGAUCAAAUCGUAA